Molecule: messenger RNA, 1655 nt
Organism: Hyposmocoma kahamanoa
Lineage: Eukaryota; Metazoa; Arthropoda; Insecta; Lepidoptera; Cosmopterigidae
Gene: Orc6
Product: origin recognition complex subunit 6
Exons: 6
Coding region: 55-1278 (407 amino acids)
Biological process (GO): DNA replication initiation; DNA replication
Cellular component (GO): nuclear origin of replication recognition complex
Molecular function (GO): DNA binding
Source: RefSeq, a predicted model, not a curated record
GGCUGCACAAAAAUUGAUAAUUUUGACAUAGUUACGAGAUAAAACUGUCUUAAAAUGGCAAAAUUUAGUAAAACCCUUUUGUUAAUAGCAUCGAAAUUUGGUUUGGGAGACGAGGAAAAGAUUUUAAGCAAAGCAGCGGAGUUUGAACGUCUUCUACAAUCAAAGUCAGCAGCCAGCAACAUCAGCGACUCAGCUAGAGUCGUCAUUUGUUUGGAUUUAGCUGCAUCACUCUUCAAUUCUGAUGUGGAUUUGAAGUUGGCAAUAAAAUGUUCCGGUCUCAAGUCUACACUAUAUGUCAACAGCAAAAAGGUAGUAGAGAACCUGCUAGAACUGAACAGCGACAAGCUAACCACAGCACUGCUGUGUGUAUUACUUCAGUGCGGGAUGCAAGAACUUGCUGACAAGAUACUUGAUUCAUAUCGGAGUAAAGUUAAAAUGGAACUUGACCUGAAUUUACCACAGUAUGUCUGUAUGGCAGUUUAUCAGGCUUGUCGGAUUGGCAAAGUAAAGGUGUCAAAAAGCAAACUGCUUGAAAAAUCCCGUCUUAAGCCUGCACAGUGGUCGAAAAUGGAUUCGGAAUGGACAAAGUUCGUCGACGAACAUUUCGCUGCUACUACAAAAAAGGGGAAAGGACGAAGUGUUAAGAAUGCUAUUGCCGAUAAAGAAGACAUAGAAAACAUGGACGUUGACAUAGCAGCCAAGAAAGAAGAUGCCACAGAACCACAAAUGGAAAAUUACGAAGACUGGAAGAAAAGAGUCCUAGAAAACGCAUAUAAACAAUUAAAAAAGUUGCAAACCGUCGAUAAAAACGUACAAAAUCAGAAUUUAAACAAAGAACGUCCGAGUCCAACGAAGCAUAAACAAAAUGACAAUUUAAACAAAGAACGUCCGAGUCCAACGAAGCAUAAACAAAAUGACAAUUUAAACAAAGAACGUCCGAGUCCAACAAAGCAUAAACAAAAUGACAAUUUAAACAAAGAACGCCCGAGUCCAACGAAGCAUAAACAAAAUGAGAAUAUAAAUAAAGUAAACGUGAUUUUGAAAAUAGAACGCAGUAGUCCCAGGAAACAUAAUAAACAUACUGAAAAUGUCAAUCAACAAAAUGAUAUCUCAAAUAAAAAAAAUGACAAUUCAAAUGAAGAAUAUGCAAAUUCAAACGAUACAAAACAAUUUACGGCACGCAGGUCGCCUCGUAAAACGCCUCAAAAGUUUGAACCUUAUACAAUGUGUCCAAAUAAAAUAAAAGGUGUUAGGCUUUUGUUCCCUUCAAGUAAAUAAUAUAACAAACAAGUACCAAUAACCUAAGUUCCUACUUUUCAUACCAGUCGAUGAAACGCAAAAAGGUUGAAAUAAUUGUAUAGAAUUUUUGAACGAACAUCAUGUUAAGAGAUUAGUAAUAGAACUGACAAUUAAUUUAUUUAAUUAAUAUUGAUGUUUGUAAUUUAUAUUUAAGGCUUUUAUUUAAUCAAAUAAAAAUGGUUUUUGACAAAGUAUUAAAAUUACAUUGAAUGGUUCGAUGAAGGAGUUAAUAACGAAACCUGCUUUUUUAAAUAAUAACUGUACGCUUGGUCACAAUGUGUCGACAAAAUUUGAAAACCUUGUAUAAUUGUAACUUCUUUUUUUGGACGAAAUCCCUUUUUUACUCUUCAAACGCA